AAAGCGAUCAAGGAGAAGGACAUCCCCAUCGAGGGCCUGGAGUUCAUGGGCCCCAGCAAAGGCAAGGCGGAGAGCUCCUCCUGA
This is a messenger RNA of Tinamus guttatus (white-throated tinamou), 84 nucleotides long. Lineage: Eukaryota; Metazoa; Chordata; Aves; Tinamiformes; Tinamidae. The record is from RefSeq and is a predicted model, not a curated record.